Capsicum annuum is the source of this 1523-nucleotide messenger RNA. Its product is annotated as receptor-like protein 51. Bases 135 to 1340 code for a protein of 401 amino acids. The record is from RefSeq and is a predicted model, not a curated record. The transcript has a single exon. Gene Ontology annotation, molecular function: protein binding. Lineage: Eukaryota; Viridiplantae; Streptophyta; Magnoliopsida; Solanales; Solanaceae.
UAAAUUUGUCCCCUUCCAUACUCUUCAUAGUCCUUUUCUUGUACAAACUCCAACAUACUCUUCACACUUCACAAAAAAGUUCUCUUCUUUUUCCUUCUCCCUAUCUUCCAAACUUCCUUUCUUCUUCAACAACUAUGGUUCCAAAUCCCUCUCAUUUUUUCCUCUCCUUCACCCUUCUCCUCUUUCUCCUCUCCACAAAAUCAUCAUCUCAAUCCACUAAUCUUGACCCUAACCAACUCAAAGCCCUCAGAUCACUUAGUGUCCCAACAGGAAAAGACCCUUGUUCUCCCCUUCACAAAAUCACCACUUGUGACUCUUCAACACCCUUUCAUCACCUUAUUUCCCUCAAACUCAUAAACUGUUCAAGUGAUGUUACACUGUCACAAACAUCUCUUAAAGCUCUCUCCACUCUCCAAGACUUGCAAUUCAUCAACUGUCCUGUUUCUCCUAUUCAUUUCCCCUCUGAACUUUCCUCCAAUCUCCAAUCCUUCACUUGUGUAAAUUCCCUCAAGAAACUCACUAGCAUUUGGCUAAUUCGAUUGCGUAAUGUGGUAAGUUUAACGGUGUCACAUGUUAAUGUUUCUGCUAGUGGCCCUUCUAUCAUCUUGAACAGUAUCAAGAACUUGCAUACUGUCACUAUUUCUCAUGCAAAUCUUAAAGGGGUUCUUCCUACAAGAUGGCAUAUGAAUUUAACUUAUGUAGAUUUAUCUGCUAAUCAGCUAAAAGGGAAAAUACCAAGUUCUUUAACUGAGCUUGAAAAUCUAGUUCACUUGAAUCUUUCUUCAAAUUCACUCAAUGGGACUAUACCAAAUUCAUUUGGUAACUUGCUUUCUCUGAAAAAUGUUUCAUUAGCUUCAAAUGCUCUAUCUGGAAGCAUCCCGAAAUCGAUUGCUGCAAUUCCUGGAUUAGUCCAUCUCGAUCUUGGAUCAAACCAAUUAAAUGGUACUGUCCCAAAGUUCAUAUCAGAUAUGAAGGAAUUGAAGUACUUGAAUCUUGAAAGGAAUAAUUUCAAGGGUGUUUUGCCAUUCAAUGCUUCUUUCAUAAAGAAAUUGGUUGUGUUCAAGGUGGGAGAAAAUUCAAAUCUUUGUUACAAUCACUCAACAUUGUCUUCAAAACUGAAACUUGGCAUUGCCCCUUGUGAUAAACAUGGAUUGCCAUUGUCACCUCCACCUCCCAAGGAAGAUUUCAGUAAUGAUACCAAAGAUCACGAAGAUGAUGAUAGUCCACCACCUAAACAUGAACAUGGACCAAGCAGGGUUGUUUUUGGUGUGGCCAUUGGACUUUCAUCUAUUGUGUUUUUGAUUAUUUUCUUGGUUCUAUUGUCCAAAUGUUGUAAAUGAUGAUGAGUGAGACAAAUUCUUGAUCCAGUUAGGUUAGGCAAAAUGUCCCUUAUUAGGAUUUGAAAAUUUGUUCAUUAUACUUGGAUCUUGAGAAGAGAGUAGAAUGCUAGAGUGGUUAGUUAUUCAAAUUGUGUGUGAUUCUACAAGCACUUUUGUUGAAGGAGAAAAGCUCCAAUUCAGUGA